Musa acuminata subsp. malaccensis (wild Malaysian banana) is the source of this 2445-nucleotide messenger RNA. The record is from RefSeq and is a predicted model, not a curated record. NCBI's taxonomy places the organism in Eukaryota, Viridiplantae, Streptophyta, Magnoliopsida, Zingiberales, Musaceae.
CAGCCCAAGAAAAGCCAACCAUUCCUUUUGCUUCGUUCGGUUCCACUAAUCCCAAGCCUAGUGAACAUAUUAGCCGCAGAUGGUCGAUGUUGACGCAGCAGGUUUGCCGUCAAACGCCAAGGAUGGAGCGUCUCCCUCUCCUGCAGCGCAUCGCCGAGCACCCAUCGCAUGACAGCCAACAUUGAACCGUCCACCUUUCAGCGGGCCCCUCCCGACCAACACAGAUCUUCCCUCGUGAAUUCUUUGAUCCGACGGACAACAACCGCUGCUCUGCCCCCACGAUCAUUCCCUCGCCCACGCUCACAUCGCACGCAAAGCUCCCUCCUCCUCUUCUCUUUUACUCCCAAAAUGUUAUCCGUACGUCUUCUCGUCACCCGGUCACUUGCAAGUUUUGGAACUGGCGGAGGAAGGCAUGAGGGGUCCAAAGGGCCCUGUACCUGUCUCCAGUCACAAGGACGGUACGCGAAGGGUCAAAUGCAGAUAUAUUGUUCUGUUCUUUUUCCUCCUCCCUCCUUUUCGUUUUAAAUACUCCGAACCGAAAGAGCUCAGUCACUUCUCCGCCAAGGCUGAGGGAGAAGGCGUAAUUAUCGCCCACCGGCUCACGGCCAACGCGUGAUCCGGAUCCGACCGCUCUGAUGGCGCCGUGAUCUCCUUUAAGUGUGUCUUGUGUUGUAGCCUUCUCUGUCACCCUGCUUUAAAAUGGUUCCGAAAGGCAUCGGAUCGACCGCGGAGGAGGAGAUGGAAGCAGGCGGGGAAGAGUCGUACGAGGUGGUGGAGCAAAUCGGGAGAGGGGCUUUCGGCUCCGCCUUCCUCGUGGUCCACAAGACCGAGCGAAAGAGGUACGUGAUGAAGAGGAUCCGAUUGGCGAAGCAGACGGAGAAGUUCCAGCGCACCGCUUACCAGGAGAUGGCUCUGAUCGCGAGUUUGAGCAACCCUUACAUCGUAGAGUACAGAGAUGGGUGGGUGGAGAAGGGAAGCUCCGUAUGCAUUGUGACCGGUUACUGCGAAGGAGGAGACAUGGCUGACAGAAUAAAGAAAGCCAGAGGAAUCUUAUUCUCCGAAGAAAGGGUUAGCAAAUGGCUGACGCAGUUGCUUUUGGCUGUGGAUUACCUCCAUUCCAACCGUGUGCUCCAUCGUGAUCUCAAGUGCUCUAACGUGUUUCUCACAAGGGACGACGACGUUCGACUUGGUGACUUUGGACUCGCAAAAUUGCUUAAUGCACAAGAUCUUGCUUCUUCGGUUGUGGGCACUCCGAGCUACAUGUGCCCUGAGAUACUAGCUGACAUACCCUACGGAUACAAAUCGGAUAUUUGGUCACUCGGUUGUUGCAUGUUUGAGAUAGCAGCACAUCGUCCGGCCUUCAGAGCUCCCGAUAUGCAAGGAUUGAUUAAUAAAAUCAAUAGGUCAUCCAUCGCCCCGAUGCCUGCCAUAUACUCUUCUUCACUGAAGAGGUUGAUCAAAUGCAUGCUCAGAAAGAAUCCAGAACAUAGACCUACGGCUGCAGAAUUGCUGAGAGACCCCCAUUUGCAGCAGUAUCUUGCUGCAUCGUGGAAUCCUUCUCCUCUGUACCUUCCCAUAAAGUCAAACAACAACGGUGCACAAGAGAAACACGGAAGAAGGCGAAGCUACAGGGAGUUGCAUGGUGAAAAAGUCGACCAUGGGUGCACUGAGGCAGGAGAAGUUGCACCGACGGAACAAUUGGUAAGACAGAUCAAUGCGGGCCCAUCAAACGAUAUCCUGGCCUUGGACCUGAGUCAUGACGAGAUCAAGAGAAUCGAUCCUGGUAGCUCGAAGAUUUCACUAAGCCGCAUUGCCGCAGUCCACGUCGCAGAUGAGCGAGAGAAGCUAAGCGAACAAAACCUCGUUAAGAUGGCUGCCGCGGCUGAUACGCUUAUAAAGAACGAAGAACCCGAGUUAGAAAUGGAGGCCGCUGAGCCAUUCGUGGGAUCAAAAGCGAUGAAGUCUAAUACUGAGUCCGUACACCGCGAACCAUCAGCGAGCAGCAGCAACAAGGAGGAGGGGCCAAAGAGAGCUGUCAGCAUUCCUCUCUCUCAAAGAGCCAAAACCGAUGCCGACGACGUGGUCGGCGUUGCCGAAGAAACCUCAUCGGUCAGCACCAUCACGCUGCCCCAUGCGGAUAACGCACAGGCGGAGUGGGAGAGCUUGAAUACAAUUCAGCAGAGAGCUAAUGCUCUGGAGUCUCUGCUUGAGCUAUGUGCGCAGCUGCUACAACAGGAGAGGCUAGAGGAGCUGGCUGGUGUGCUCAGACCGUUUGGGGAAGAAGCAGUGUCAUCCAGAGAGACAGCAAUCUGGUUGACCAAGAGCCUCAUGUCGGUGCCCAAACUUGGAUCGGAUCCCAGAAUCCAUUAGCGCCGCUACUUAUGCUUGGAUGAUCGCCCAGCUGCUGAGCUUUUUCGGAGGAAUCAAUAAGAUUCUUUUUAUUUA